AUGGUUUUCUUUGGUUGUGCUGUUCAUUUUGGAAUAAGAACUAAUCUCAGUGUGGCUAUAGUUUGUAUGGUAAACAGCACUGGGCUAAAUAGUACCACUGAUCUUAUUAAUAACCAUACUCGACAUUCCUUUCCAUUAUCGGAGAGUGGUAAUUUGGAUUGGAGUUCAAAUGAACAAACUGGUUUACUAAGUUCGUUUUUCUAUGGUUAUAUAAUCCUUCAGUUACCAGGGGGGUGGAUUGCUUCUAAAUUUGGUGCCAAAAGACUUGUUGGGGCUAUGAUGACAUUGGCAGGGCUAAUAACAAUUACCAUGCCAUUAGUUGCCAAAAAAGGGAUAAUAUACAUGUACAUAUCUAGAUUCUUAGUUGGGUUAUUUGGAGGUGCAAUUUAUCCAUCAUUGUUUUGUCUGUUUGGACGUUGGGCUCCGCCAUUAGAAAGAACUAAAUUGAUAGCAUUAGCAAGCUCAGGUUGUGCUGCAGGUGUAAUAAUUACAAUGACAGGUUCUGGGCUUUUAUGUGAUUAUGGUUUUGCUGGAGGUUGGCCGUCCAUCUUUUAUCUUACAGGAAUAUUUGCUAUUUUUUGGUCAGUGGUAUGGAUGCUUGUUGUAUCUGAUACACCGUGUACAAGUAAAAAUAUAACAGAAGAAGAAAGAAAAUAUAUUGUAGAUAGUUUACCUAUAACAACGGUAACAGUUUUGAUUUCAAAAAAGGUCCCAAAUACAGAUAUACCAUGGUUAAGUAUUUUAACCAGUCCUGCUACCUGGGCCUGUGCUAUAGGUAAUUUUUGUACAGAUUGGGUUGACUAUACAUUAUUAACAUGUUUACCGUUAUUUAUGAAAGAUGUUUUAAAAUAUGAUAUUAAAUCUAAUGGAGUAUAUUCAACAUUACCACCUCUAACAUCAUUCAUUAUGGCAUUGAUCUCCAGUUAUUUAGCUGAUACUUUAAGAAGUAAACAGUUAUGCAAUACUAUAAAUACUAGAAAAGCAUUCCAAUGCACAGGUAAGAUAUUAUUGGGAUUUCUAAUAGGCACUGGUUAUAUUUCUAUACAAGAGAGAUAUCUGGCUGUGGUAUUUCUAUCUCUGAGCACAGCAGCGUUAGCGUGUUCAUCAGCUGGAUAUAUAGCAAAUAUUGUUGAUUUUGCUCCAAGAUAUUCUGGUAUUAUUUGUGGAAUCUGUAAUUUUGUCGGUACUAUUCCUGGAAUGGUUGCACCUAUUGUAGCUGGUGCACUAACACCUAAUAAAUCACAAGAAGAAUGGAGACACGUAUUUUAUUUAGGAGCCUUAGUGUGUGUUGUUGGAGCUGUACUAUAUGCUAUUUUAGCACGGGCCUCGGUGCAAUCGUGGGCGAUUUCUCAACUAGAAAUAACUGUACCACUACCAAGUGAUAAUAUACAGUCGGACUCAGAAUUCCACUCCCCAAUAAACCAUUAUAUAUAG
This is a messenger RNA of Lottia gigantea (owl limpet), 1434 nucleotides long. RefSeq lists its product as hypothetical. The transcript has 10 exons. Lineage: Eukaryota; Metazoa; Mollusca; Gastropoda; Lottiidae. The record is from RefSeq and is a predicted model, not a curated record. Gene Ontology annotation, biological process: monoatomic anion transport; transmembrane transport. The coding region runs from base 1 to 1434 and encodes 477 amino acids. Gene Ontology annotation, molecular function: transmembrane transporter activity.